GGCUGGUAUCGUAACAUUUCCUCUGCCCCAAACCCUUGCAAAACCUUGGAAGAAAAAAUCCAACAACCACUGUGAUCUUGGUUGCCAUGAGAAGGAUUAACGGAGUUCAUCUACUCCGCCGAAUUGUGAGUGGUGAUGCCACCACCGCCACCGCUUACCAGCGGCUCCUCCGUCAAUCGACGGUGCUAAGAACGUGUGCUGGAUCGAAUAUUCGGUGUUUCUCUAAAGUAGCGAAUCCAUUUGGUUCAUAUCAUCCUUCGCCUGUUCGUAAAGUUGCUGGAAAUGGUCGGUGCGUCUCUAUGGCCUCUUCGUCGCUGGCUCAAGAUUUGGCUAAUGACCUACCGCCUCCGUCGCUCGUGCCCAAGGAUGUGGUUCUCUAUCAGUACGAGGCUUGCCCGUUCUGCAACAAAGUUAAAGCAUUCUUGGACUAUUACAACGUCCCUUAUAAAGUAGUGGAAGUGAAUCCAAUCUUCAAAACGGAGAUUAAGUGGUCUGAGUACAAGAAGGUGCCAGUUCUGAUGGUUGAUGGUGUACAGAUGGUGGAUUCUACAGAUAUAAUUCAUAAGUUAUACCAAAGAAUUCAUCCUGAGAACUCUUCGUCGAACUCGGAAGAAGAAAGAAAGUGGCUUGGGUGGGUGGAUAAUCACUUGGUGCACGUUUUAUCGCCAAACAUAUACAGAAAUUACAAAGAGGCUCUUGAGUCUUUCAACUACAUAACCACACAUGGGAAUUUUAGUUUCGCUCAAAGGAUAAUAGCAAAGUAUGGCGGGGCUACAGCCAUGUAUUUUGUUUCCAAGAAAUUGAAAGAGAGACAUAACAUCACUGAUGAACGCAAAGCCUUAUAUGGAGCUGCAGAAACAUGGGUGAAUGCACUGAAAGGCCGUGAGUUUCUUGGUGGAGCAAAUCCCAACUUAGCCGAUCUUGCUGUCUUUGGUGUCUUGAGACCAAUCCGACACCUUCAAUCUGGAAAAGAUAUGGUAGAGCAUACAAGAGUUGGUGAAUGGUAUUCUAGAAUGGAGAAGGCAGUGGGAGAGUCUGCAAGGAUUGACUCUGGAAGUUAGUUCAAUUUACAGUUUUUGUUUCUCGAUAUUAACUCCAUGUCUUGCCAGGUUGUAGAAAAAUAUCUGAACAUUUAGAACCUUAGAUCAUAAAAGCUCGUCUGUGAGAAUAAUCUGCUAGAUCCAUGUUACAAAUUGGGAUUUCUCUUGUCCUUUCAGACCAUUGGAGAGUCUGAAUGUUGUACUUAAAGGUGGUGUUGCCGCAUUAUAGUUUACUGUAUUGAUUUUGGUGCAUGCCCCAGUUGGUCCUAUACAUGUGACCCGCUAUCAGGAAAAGAAAAUCUUACAGGAUCAA
This is a messenger RNA of Benincasa hispida (wax gourd), 1353 nucleotides long. RefSeq lists its product as uncharacterized. The record is from RefSeq and is a predicted model, not a curated record. Gene Ontology annotation, molecular function: prostaglandin-E synthase activity. Gene Ontology annotation, cellular component: mitochondrion. NCBI's taxonomy places the organism in Eukaryota, Viridiplantae, Streptophyta, Magnoliopsida, Cucurbitales, Cucurbitaceae.